ACAUACUAUACACAGCUUCUUUUUCGAGUAUCCUACUUUCAGUGGACAGAAGAGUCUUGGCGUGGUUUGGACGAGAAAUCCAACGAACGUGCAUAUGUAGCCUGCAGUUUCCAUAUCGCCAAUCCAGGCAACUGGGUCUUCACUCCGUUCAUUCCGAGGGAAUCGGCUAAUAUACUGUACAUUAACGUGCUUUACAACACGCGAUCUUGUGAUCAGUACCAUGACCCAAAAUCGUGUAAAGAGACAUUCAAUCUCUACGUUAAGCAGUAUGAACAGAAGGUGAACGACGUGGAUAAAGAGACGUUCAAUAAGACGAUCUCCACAUGGUCUUCCGUCUCCGUUCUCACCAAGGACACAAGUGCGGUGAUCUCAGAAACUACUCAGUCGGUAGCUUUACUACCCUCAACCAAAUACGUUCGUUUCGGAUUUGAGGAGAACGGUGUCUGUGUGUCACUGCUUACCAUAACUGUGUAUUACGUAGUCUGUGACGCAACAGUGGCGAAGUUUACCAAAUAUCCAGAGACGGUCACAUCAAAUUCUCGCGAGGAGAUGGUUAAAGUUACAGGAAAGUGUGUAGCAAAUGCAGUUCCGACGCAAAGUGAGGCUCCCACUGGAUUUUGUACUUCGUCCGGUCGUUGGAAUCAUCUGAUAGGAGAAUGUGCUUGUAAGCCUGGAUUCACCAUUAAUGCUUUCAAGGAAGAAGAAAAGUGUGUUGGUAAGCGCUUUAGUUUACUUUGUUGUUUCUUGGGUUCUCAAUUAACAUCUCUUCAUCCUAUUAGAUUUUCGUGGUAUACUUUCCAUGUUCUAUCUCUAAGUUAGGG
This is a messenger RNA of Strongylus vulgaris, 821 nucleotides long. NCBI's taxonomy places the organism in Eukaryota, Metazoa, Nematoda, Chromadorea, Rhabditida, Strongylidae. The record is from the annotation of a GenBank genome assembly.